This is a messenger RNA of Amoebophrya sp. A120, 231 nucleotides long. The record is from the annotation of a GenBank genome assembly. Lineage: Eukaryota; Dinophyceae; Syndiniales; Amoebophryaceae.
GAAGAGCUUUGGAAAGCUUAUUUGGUUUGGCUGGAAAAGCAGGGCAUUCGUGGUCUCGACGGUGUUGAAAACGGGUGGACUAUCGACUUUUGGAGCCAAAAACUCACCGAGCUGGUGAAAAACGAGAUCAUGCAGAUUUUUAAGUCGGGCCCAUUGCCGGGCAAAGGACCGGCGCGCAAGUGGAAUCAAAGGCACAGCUUGGCUCUGCCAAAGAAGCUCACAUCAUUGGAG